Molecule: messenger RNA, 1227 nt
Organism: Rhodotorula toruloides NP11
Lineage: Eukaryota; Fungi; Basidiomycota; Microbotryomycetes; Sporidiobolales; Sporidiobolaceae
Exons: 6
Coding region: 1-1227 (408 amino acids)
Source: RefSeq, a predicted model, not a curated record
AUGCCACCGCGGGCAGCGAGCAGCUCUGUCUCGCCCAAGAAGGGCACGUCGACCAAGCUGACAUCCGAUCCGACUCCCCUCGCCCUGCCCGCCCUCCUGAAGCUUCUCACCACCUCCGGACCGAAACCACCCCACCUCUCGAUGUCGCAAGCCAUUGCGGCUGCGUCGAAGCUCGUGCCGGGAGGCUACAUCUCCCACGCCAAGCUGCGGCUGUUGAACCAGGCGGACAUGGUCAAGCUGGGCAUCGCGGACGAGGAGAUCCGCAAGGGCUUGAUGGCGGUCAUUGGCAAGGGCGGCGGGAAAGGGUCGGGAGACUCGCCAGAGGUCAGGAAGAAGAGGACGAGGGAGAGCGACUUGGACAGGCCGCUGCCGACUAGGGCGCCGAAGGAAACGGUUGUCGACGAGGACUUUGACUUUGAGGAGAUUGAGGCAGAGGAGGCCCUCGCUCCAAAGGCAUGCCUCGUGAAUCGAGCACCGGUCAUGACGGCCUGGGCAUGCGUCGUUGCUGAGCGACUCGGUUUCCGGCGGCAAGAAGCGCUCAGCAUAGCCCACGUCUUCACCGACCUCAACGCGACCUCAAAGGGCGUCUCGCUCGGCUUGAUGGGUCCGGAAGCGCUCAAGGUCGAAGUCGGCCCGUCUCAACCUUUCGUCGACCUCCUCGGUCGCAAGGUCCCCGUCCUCUCGACGCAGACAGGCGAAUGGCGCGCAAUCUCGAAGGGCCAUGUCGCGGACCCAAGCAAGGCGUUUGCUUACAUGCGAGGCGCGUUCAGGCAGCAGCUCGGAGCGGUCGUCGGCGCUAUGCGCCUCCUUGCAGCUAGCUUCUCACCCAAGGAGCUCAAUGAGAAGGGCUACCACCUCUACCUCGACUUCCGCCCCGAGUCCGACGGCUGGGGCAAGAAAGCCGACUUGCGCAUGUCGAGCAUCCUCGACUUGCGACGACACUUGACACAUGGCGGACCGGCGAAAGAGGAGGAGGUGGAGGAUGACGGGGCGAGGGAGGUCAAGCGCGAAGAGGAGGGUGAGGACGGGGCGAUUGGGCAGGUUAAAGUCGAGCCAGAUGAGGAGGGCGCGCCGACUGCGAAGAGGGUCAAACGAGAAGAGGGGGAGGAGGAGGUCAAGCCGGAGGUAGCCGGGUUCGAUGGGGCGAAGGAGCCGGCAGGCGAGAAGGACGAGUUCGACGAGCUGCUCGACCAGGACGACGACCUCUUUGCAGCAGUCGACGUCUGA